Messenger RNA from Periconia digitata, 1812 nucleotides. NCBI's taxonomy places the organism in Eukaryota, Fungi, Ascomycota, Dothideomycetes, Pleosporales, Periconiaceae. The record is from the annotation of a GenBank genome assembly.
GACCUGCACCCCGUUCGUACCACAAGGUUGGUUGAACGUUGCCUACUGGGGCGUGACAAGUCCUCUACCAUUUCGUCGACCUGUCUAGAUGAUAUAAAACAUCCCACACAUGCAUCUGAAGCUCCAAGUGUAGUUACAUUUCUAAAUAUCCAAGCACACCUAUUCUUCAACAGUCACACAUCGUUCAUUGGAAAGAUGGCAUCUGAGUACGAGUACAUCAUUGUGGGCGGGGGCACGGUGGGCUGCGUCCUUGCCUCACGCCUAUCCCGUGCUGGCCACAGAGUGGCCGUAUUCGAGGCGGGCCCUGAAAACUAUUCAGACCAAAUCAUGAGCCCCACUGGCGGUCCUCUACUCCAUGCGACCGAGUGGGAGUAUGGAUGGAAGUCUGUCAAGCAGGCCCAUCUUGGCAACCGUGAAAUUGCAAAUUAUGGCGGGAAAAUCCUCUCUGGUAGUUCCGCCGUGAAUUAUGGAUUGUGGGCGCGUGGACACUCCGUGGACUUCGACGACUGGGCCCGCAUAGUGGGUGAUGACCGGUGGAAUUAUGCCAAUCUUCUGAAGUAUUUCAAAAGAUCGGAGACGUUCCAUGAUCGUGGCGCCACUGCCUCAGUUGAUCAGCACGGCUAUGACGGACCCAUCGCCAACUUCUCUGGCCUCAGAAAGUACCCUCUGAAGGAGAAGACUUUGAAAGCUGUCAUACAGAGCGGCAUAGAAUAUACUUCCGACGGAAAUGACGGCAAUCCGCUGGGUGUGGCGCCUUUCACUGAUAAUGUCAAAAACGCGCUUAGGCAGCCAGCCGGUCUUGCUUACGACUUAUCUCAAGCCACCGUCUUUACGAACGCCGUUGUUGCAAGGGUGGACAUUGAUCAACAGACCAAGUCAGCUACUGGAAUUACGUUGGACGAUGGUCGAACUUUCAAAGCUAAGGAAGUCCUCGUCUGCGCCGGUGCAAUCAAAACCCCGCAAAUUCUGAUGCUCUCCGGUAUUGGCCCCAGGGACCAUUUGCAAUCCUUGGGUAUUACUACUAUUGUCGACUUGCCCGUGGGGCAGAAUUUUCACGAUCACAUUUCGGGCUCCAUGUUCUGGAAACUCAGGAAUCCUGAGCAGGGUCUCGCAAUGGGAUCUCCAAACUUCAAUGAUCCCAGCUUCCGCACGGGCAUGCCUUUUGAUUGGAUCAUUACUCUCGCACUACCUGACGAGGUAUUGUCACCUGCAGCGACUGUUGACGGUACGUCAAUCAAUGCAACAUAUGGGUCCGGACUUCGUGGCCAUGUCGAGAUCCUGAUGCCCUAUGCGCCUAUCGCCAGCGCAGGCACACCCUAUCGGAUUCCACCAGAUGGAACUCACGUUGCUACGCCCGUAGUCAUUUUGCUUCCCACUAGCCGAGGCUCCAUCACUCUCGCUUCAACGAACGUCGCUGAUGAUCCUAUUCUGGACCCGAACUAUCUCGCAACUGAGAUCGACCGGACUAUCAUGCGGCAGGGAUUCAGAGCAGCAAUACGAAUCAUGGAAACUCCAGAGGCAUUGACCUAUGUGGAGCACGAAACACCUCCACCAGGCUAUCCACGACUAACAAGUUCUUGCACUGAUGAGGAAAUUGAUGCUCGACUCGCCCAUGUGGGCGCGAGUAUGUUCCAAAACGCUGGCACGGCAUCUAUGGGCACUGUCGUGGACACUGAUUGCAGAGUAAAGGGCAUUCAAGGUUUGAGAGUUGCCGAUGCUAGUAUUAUUCCAGUUUCUAUAGCCUCUCAUUAUCAGGCCGGGGUAUAUGCAAUCGCAGAAAGGAUUGCCGACAUAAUCUUGGGAAACAAAUGA